Messenger RNA from Priapulus caudatus, 435 nucleotides. RefSeq names its product 60S ribosomal protein L36-like. The record is from RefSeq and is a predicted model, not a curated record. The transcript is spliced from 4 exons. Gene Ontology annotation, biological process: cytoplasmic translation. Lineage: Eukaryota; Metazoa; Priapulida; Priapulimorpha; Priapulimorphida; Priapulidae. Gene Ontology annotation, molecular function: structural constituent of ribosome. Gene Ontology annotation, cellular component: cytosolic large ribosomal subunit; ribosome. The coding region runs from base 16 to 408 and encodes 130 amino acids.
UGGCGCCAUCGAUAGAUGCUCAUUUCUUAUUGUUUUGAAUGCUCCCUUGGUUCGGUCCUUACUCCGCCAUUGGAGACUGCGACACGAAAAAUGGUGAAUCGCUACGAAAUGGCCGUAGGCCUUCAAAAAGGCCACAAAACGACAAAAAAUGUGACCAAACCUCGGCCUGCCCGACGAAAUGGGAAGCUUUCCAAGCACACUAAAUUCAUUAGGGACAUUGUUCGGGAAGUGGCUGGAUUUGCGCCAUACGAGAGAAAAGCCAUGGAGUUGCUGAAGGUCUCAAAAGACAAGCGAGCAUUGAAGUUCUUGAAGAAACGAGUUGGCACUCAUUUGAGAGGCAAGAGAAAGAGGGAAGAAAUGAGCAGUGUCAUCAUUCAAAUGAGAAAGGCGCAAUCACAGAAAUCUUAAAAUAAAGUGUAGAGUUAAUGGAAAGUA